This is a messenger RNA of Manis pentadactyla (Chinese pangolin), 4602 nucleotides long. It is a transcript of the gene GALNT13, whose product is annotated as polypeptide N-acetylgalactosaminyltransferase 13. The transcript is spliced from 13 exons. The coding region runs from base 504 to 2174 and encodes 556 amino acids. Gene Ontology annotation, cellular component: Golgi apparatus. The record is from RefSeq and is a predicted model, not a curated record. Lineage: Eukaryota; Metazoa; Chordata; Mammalia; Pholidota; Manidae.
CGGGCGGCGGCGGCGGCGGCUCUGCCGAGGCGACAAUGUGCUAGGAGCCCUGCUCGGUCUCCGGCGCCUCCUCGGCCUGGGCGCCCGCGGAGCCCUCGAGCCCGCCGCCGCGCUAUGAGGGCGCCUCCCCGGGGCUGGCCGAGGCCGGAGCCGGCUCCUGCUGCUCCCCGGGAAGAGUGACAAGAGAGGCGCGGACUCCAGGUGAGCGCGGGUUCCUUGCGCCCCGCACUCGGUGCGCCCGGCCGGCGCCUGCCGGGCUGGGUCGCAGGCUGAAUUCCUUGCGUGGACAGCCGUCCCCUCUUCGCGGGAUCCUUGGCCACGACAGCAGAUGUAUUUUGUAGGAGUAUUUUGAGGAUGAAUGUUUGCAAAUCAUUUUGAAAUUGCCAAGCGCCAUAUACAUGGGAUGCAUUCUGCAUUUAUCCUGGAGUUCACCCCUGUGGCGUGGAUUUAUCAAAGCAGCGUCUGUCUUCAAUCUUUGUGUUAACUAGAAACCCAGGGAAGACAUGAGGAGAUUUGUUUACUGUAAGGUGGUUCUAGCCACUUCACUGAUGUGGGUCCUUGUCGAUGUCUUCUUACUCCUGUACUUCAGUGAAUGUAACAAAUGUGACGACAAGAAGGAGAGAUCCCUGCUCCCUGCACUCAGGGCUGUUAUUUCAAGAAACCAAGAAGGUCCAGGAGAAAUGGGAAAAGCUGUGCUGAUUCCUAAAGAUGACCAGGAAAAAAUGAAAGAACUGUUUAAAAUCAAUCAGUUUAACCUUAUGGCCAGUGAUCUGAUUGCCCUUAACAGAAGUCUCCCGGAUGUAAGAUUAGAAGGAUGCAAGACAAAGGUCUACCCCGAUGAACUUCCAAACACAAGUGUAGUCAUUGUGUUUCAUAAUGAAGCUUGGAGCACUCUCCUUAGAACUGUUUACAGUGUUAUAAAUCGUUCCCCACGCUCUCUGCUCUCUGAGGUCAUCUUGGUAGAUGAUGCCAGUGAAAGAGAUUUUCUCAAGUUGACAUUAGAGAAUUACGUGCAAAAUUUAGAAGUGCCGGUAAAAAUCAUUAGAAUGGAAGAGCGCUCUGGGUUAAUACGCGCCCGCCUUCGAGGAGCAGCUGCUUCAAAAGGGCAGGUCAUAACAUUUCUUGACGCACACUGUGAAUGCACAUUAGGAUGGCUGGAGCCCUUGUUGGCAAGAAUAAAGGAAGACAGUAAAACAGUCGUGUGCCCCAUCAUUGAUGUGAUUAGUGAUGAUACCUUUGAAUAUAUGGCUGGGUCAGACAUGACUUAUGGGGGUUUUAAUUGGAAACUGAAUUUUCGUUGGUAUCCUGUUCCCCAAAGAGAAAUGGAUAGAAGGAAAGGAGACAGAACGUUACCUGUCAGGACCCCUACUAUGGCUGGUGGCCUAUUUUCUAUUGACAGAAACUACUUUGAAGAGAUAGGAACUUACGAUGCAGGAAUGGAUAUCUGGGGUGGAGAGAAUCUUGAAAUGUCUUUUAGGAUUUGGCAAUGUGGAGGCUCACUGGAGAUUGUGACUUGCUCCCACGUGGGUCAUGUUUUUCGGAAGGCAACUCCAUACACUUUCCCAGGUGGCACUGGUCAUGUCAUUAACAAAAAUAACAGAAGACUGGCAGAAGUUUGGAUGGAUGAAUUUAAAGAUUUCUUCUAUAUCAUAUCCCCAGGUGUUGUCAAAGUGGAUUAUGGAGAUGUGUCAGUCAGAAAAACACUAAGAGAAAAUCUGAAGUGUAAGCCUUUUUCUUGGUACCUUGAAAACAUCUAUCCGGACUCCCAGAUCCCAAGACGUUAUUACUCACUUGGUGAGAUAAGAAAUGUCGAAACCAAUCAAUGUUUAGACAACAUGGGCCGCAAGGAAAAUGAAAAAGUGGGUAUAUUCAACUGUCAUGGUAUGGGAGGAAAUCAGGUUUUUUCUUACACUGCUGACAAAGAAAUCCGAACCGAUGACUUAUGCAUGGAUGUUUCAAGACUCAGUGGACCUGUAAUCAUGCUGAAAUGCCACCACAUGAGAGGGAAUCAGUUAUGGGAAUAUGAUGCUGAGAGACUCACUUUGAGACAUGUUAACAGUAACCAGUGUCUUGAUGAACCUUCUGAAGAGGACAAAAUGGUGCCUUCCAUGCAGGACUGCAGUGGAAGCAGAUCCCAGCAAUGGCUCCUAAGGAACAUGACCUUGGGGGCGUGACGGCCAUUUCCACCCAGCCAUGAAAGUGUCUACACUUUUGUUUUUCCAUUAUUUCAAUUAGGGGAAAGUAUUAACUUCGCUGAAUUGAAAGUUUAAAAAUCCUUUUAGUAUUCUGAAAAACAUGGUUGUUUAUAAUUCAUUUUUAGGAAUGUUUGCUUAUUUCCCUACUAAAAUUUGUAUCAGAUCAAAGAAGCACAUAAAAAAAUAUAAAUAACAGCAAACAUAUUAAACAUUGGAACAAUUUGAAAAAUAAAUUGUGUUUGCUUUAAAAAAAAACCUUUCUUGCCCUCAUCUCACAGAAAUUAAUCAGGGGCUAUUUUAAUUUUUUCUUGUCGCGGUGAUUGAAAAGAAAGACAAUCUAAAUGCCUUAUACGAUGUAGCUUCCUUACAAAAUAUUAUCAUUUUAAAAACUCACUCUGUUUCUACUGGACCUUCAUGGAAACAUGUUGAAUUUCUAUGUCAACAACAAGGCCACAUAUUGAAUUAUUUUGGAGCAGUGAAUUCAUCAUACAAAGUACGCUUCAAGUUUUUAAGAAAAAAAGUAAAUUGGAUAUUGACUUCUCAUAGGGUCUUAUAAAAGCAACACAUUUAAACAAAAAAAAAAGAGUAGGAGAGUUUGAAAAUUCAAUUUAAAGUACUUGAAAUUAGAAGAAACUAGCUAGGCAUUGAUGGAGGCAAGAUGAAGGUGAACUGCAACAAUUAAAUCAUUCUAAAAGAUACUCUGUUCUAGUUGCAAUCAUUAAUGAUGCAAGUGGAAUAUAACAGUCAUCUUGGUCCCAGAGUUGAUGUAGGAAACUCAAUUAUUAACCACUGGAUUUAUCUCACAUAAACUAUACUUACCUUUCCACUCUAGAGACUGUGACUUGUCCGUUAUACUCUACAGAAUUGUAGGUGAAGGGUAGAGUAUUAGCCCUAAUUUUUAGUUAUUUUGUAUUUAAGGUCACUGUUGCCAUUUCAAUUUUCUAUUAAGAAUAAUGCUUUACUGUCAGAGUCUUAUUGCUAUACUAUAAUAUCUAAAGUUUUCAUCAUCAGGGGAAUGAAUUCAAUACACACUCAUGAAGCCUUUCAUUAAACUGCUUAAUAUCAUUAGUCAUAAAUUACGACUCAAGAAACAAUCAUAAUUAGGCUAGUUUCAUAUGUUCUUUAUCCAUCAAAAACCUCUGUGUUCAAAAUAUAUGAGCAGAAUCAUGAAAAGGAAGAAAACCUUAUCAGUGACAUGCGCUAAUAAGUUUUAGCAUUUGACACCAUUUAAAAUGCCCAUAAAAUUGCUCUACAAAUGUAUCUUAUUCAUUGUACGUGCACUCAGCGAAGAGAGGUUUGGGGGUAAAAAAAUGGAAGAAACAUCUUCAGAAGCAGAAGAUGCCAUGCCUUUGGCCCUCAUCUUUUCUCAAAAAUCUGAAAGAAAAUUUUAUUCCGUUUGGCUACACACAAACUCUGUUUCUCUUUUUGUCUGUCUCUCUUUGCCUCUCGGCUACUCUCUCGUUCUCUUCCCAUUUCUCCCUCCCUUCCUUCCAUCUCUCUCUCUCCCUCUCCCUCCAUUGUCUCUCUCUCUCUCUCUUUCUCUCUCUCACACACACAUCACACUCAUUCACAAUGAAAAAGACACUUCCUGAAGGCCAGUGAAGUCUUGUGUGAUUUUCCCAGCCAUCAUUCCUUCCUCUUCAGAAUGUGUACUGGUACAAUUCUGAGGAAGGUUUCUGUAACCUGGAGCAUUUCAGAUGUACUCCUUAAAGUAGAGAUAAACCCCACCUCCUUGAGGUCUUUGGAUUCCUUGAAUCUCCUAAAAUUGUAAACAAAAGUUUGCAUUUAGCCAUUUUUUUCUGAGAAAAGAUUCAAUAGCUUCCAGUGAACUUCAAAGGAAUCUGUGAUUCCCCAAGGCCUAGUGAACCACUGCCUUAAAGUGAGCCAACUGAGGCCAGAUUUAACAGUUUCCAUUUUCACUCUCUUUUUCUUCCUUCUUUUACUUUUGUCCUAAAAUACUGUGAAGUCUCCCUGCACAGGACUCUUCUUUAACCUUAAAAAGCUUGAACACCCAAGGACAUUUAUACUAUCCAGUCCACUUAUGGAUUUGUCGAUCAAUAUGCUUAUGUUAUCUAGAAAAUGGUCAAUGACACAGUUUUAAGAAUACAACUACUCCAAUAAACUGAAUUUGACACAUUUCAGAAUCAUUUGAAAUAUUUAAAAGUUCAUUAUGGUCACUGAAAAAAUAAGAAAAAUUAAAAAUGCAUACAUUUCAUGCCAAAGAAGAAAUUUUCAAAGAAUCCUCAGAUGGUUAGAACUUAAGCUAUUAGAGGGUCAAACAAACAAAAAAAUGACAUAAAAUAUAAAAUACCAAUACCCAGAAAGCAAUGACUAACACUCAUUAAAAAAAAUUAUUAUUUUCAGUAAAGGAAAUUAAAAAUGAUAAUUGGGUUCACAAUGCAUUCCU